Messenger RNA from Linderina pennispora, 810 nucleotides. Its product is annotated as NAD(P)-binding protein. NCBI's taxonomy places the organism in Eukaryota, Fungi, Kickxellomycota, Kickxellomycetes, Kickxellales, Kickxellaceae. Gene Ontology annotation, cellular component: mitochondrion. The record is from RefSeq and is a predicted model, not a curated record. The transcript is spliced from 3 exons. The coding region runs from base 1 to 810 and encodes 269 amino acids.
AUGUCGCUUGCAGGAAAGGUCCUCUUCAUCACCGGCGCCUCCCGUGGCAUUGGCAAGGCCAUCGCCAUCCGUGCUGCCCAGGACGGUGCUUGUGUCGCCAUUGCCGCCAAGACCGCCGACCCGAACCCGAAGCUGCCUGGCACCAUCUACUCGGCCGCCAAGGAGAUCGAGGCUGCUGGCGGCAAGGCGCUCCCGAUUCAGUGCGACAUCCGUGACGAGAAGCAGGCGUUCGGCAAGAUCGACAUUGUGGUCAACAACGCGUCGGCGAUCAGUCUGACGCCGACCGAGAAGACCGACGUCAAGCGCUACGACCUGAUGCACAGCAUCAACGGCCGCGGAACCUGGCUCGUGUCAAAGCUGGCGCUGCCGUACCUGAAGAAAUCCGAGAACCCGCAUAUCCUGAACCUGUGCCCGCCGCUGUCGCUAGAGGAGAAGUGGUUUGCGCCGUUCCCUGCGUACUCAAUCGCCAAGUAUAACAUGUCGCUGUGUGUGCUCGGUAUGUCCGGCGAGUUCCGCCAGUACGGUAUCGCGGUCAACGGCCUGUGGCCGCUGACCAUGGUGGAGACCGCUGCGCUAAAGAUCGCGGCUGACGGAAUCAACGACCGCAAGUCGCGCAAGGUCGAGAUCAUUUCUCGGGCAACUUUCUGCCUCGACGAGCUGCUGCUGCGCAAGCACGGCGUCACUGACUUCGAGCAGUACAACAACACCCCGGGCACCAAGCUCGAGGACCUGUCGCCUGACUUCUUCCUGGACGCAAAGCAGCUCCAGGAGCUCGAUGCACUGCGCAAGAAGCAGGGCGCCAAGCUCUAA